Molecule: messenger RNA, 1928 nt
Organism: Ipomoea triloba (trilobed morning glory)
Lineage: Eukaryota; Viridiplantae; Streptophyta; Magnoliopsida; Solanales; Convolvulaceae
Product: angio-associated migratory cell protein-like
Exons: 13
Coding region: 391-1614 (407 amino acids)
Molecular function (GO): protein binding
Source: RefSeq, a predicted model, not a curated record
GGGUCGGGUGAUGGACGUAGCCUCCCGACCCAUUGCCAUCCCUACUCACGUCUCACGCCUCACGCUCACCCCCAGCCGACACUCUCACACUCACGCAGUCCGCCACCGGCGUCUCUGCCCUCCGCCAUCGACUAGCCUGGCCACCGCCGCAGCCACCACUCACGCAGUCUGUCACGUAGGCCGCACCACUCGCCUGGCCACCAGCGACCAAAGAGGCAGGCCCCCGCAUAACCCCGUUGGCUAGCGCAUGGUGCUUAUUUAGUUGGAAGUAAAUUGGGUAAUCACUGUUGCAUUUACUAGUCAACCAUUUUCUAAGGGAACUUAUAUAUAUAGCGGCGGCCAGAACCUUGUGCACUCCUAAUUACAGCACAACAUUGCAUAGGCUAAACCAUGAACCCUAGCUCUCCUUACCGCCACGAAGAACAAGACGACGAUGGCGAGGAUGUGUUUCUUGACGAAAGCGAUAUCAUACAGGAAAUCCCCGUGGAUGAGGAAGAGCUUCCAGAUGCUGAUGAUGAAGAUGGAUAUGGAGAUUGGGAUGAUGGUAUUGAAGGAGCAGUAGAUGAAGAAGAUUCAGUGCAUAUUUUCACAGGUCAUAGUGGUGAACUUUACGCUGCAUGCUGCAGCCCUACAGAUGCUACCUUAGUUGCAACAGGGGGUGGAGAUGAUAGAGGAUUUAUGUGGAGAAUUGGUCAAGGAGAUUUUGCUUUUGAGUUACAAGGUCACAAGGAUUCAGUAUCCAGCUUAGCCUUCAGUUCUGAUGGAAAGCUGCUUGCAUCUGGAAGCUUUGAUGGACUUAUCAAAGUUUGGGAUGUAGAUUCCAGAAAUCUGAAGUGCACACUUGAAGGUCCUGAUAAGGGAAUUGAGUGGCUCAAGUGGCAUCCAACAGAGCAUUUAAUCUUGGCUGGUUCAGAGGAUGGUAUUGUUUGGCUGUGGAAUGCUGAAACGGGUGCUUCUCUUAAUAUGCUUACAGGUCAUGGAGAAAGUGUGACCUGUGGUGAUUUCACGCCUGAUGGUAAUACGAUUUGUACUGGCUCAGAUGAUGCAACUUUGAGGAUUUGGAACACAUGGAGUGGUGAAAGCAUUCAUGUUGUGAGAGGUCAUCCAUAUCACACAGAGGGGCUGACAUGCUUGGCAAUCUUGGCAAUCGGCACGGUUUCAACACUUGUUCUCACGGGUUCAAAAGAUAGCUCUGUUCACAUUGUGAACAUCGCGACGAGGAAGGUUGUCAGGUCUUUGAAUGGUCAUUCAGAUUCAAUUGAAUGUAUUGGAAUUUCAAGAAGCUCUCGUGGCAGCUCUCUUUGGGUUGCAACUGGAAGCAUGGACAAGAAGCUCAUUAUCUGGGAUGUACUACAUUGGUUGCCUCGAUGCACAUGUGAACACGAGGGAGGGGUGACAUGCUUGUUGUGGCUAGGCACAUCGAGAUUUGUGGCUACAGGUUGUGUUGACGGGAAAGUACGGGUAUGGGAUAGCCUUUUAGGAAAUUGUAAUGCGACUUUUAGUGGACAUUCUGAUGCCAUUCAAUCACUAGCUGCAUCUUCAGAUUGGGAAUUCCUUGUUUCCGUUUCAAUUGACGGGACCGCCCGUGUGUUUGAGAUAUCAGCAUUCGAGUAAGAAAACACCUACUCCAUUGGUAGUCUGGGUCUUCCUGAACUCUAAUGUCAUCUCAUCAUGAAAACUGUGUAUCUAGCUUGGUCUGCUUUUGGCGCCUUAGGAGUGAACCGCCGAUUCAAAAUUUAUUUAUUUAUUGCAUAUUUUAUUUCCUGUUUCUAAAAUAGGAUAAAUGUAACAAUUAUUUUAUUUUAUUUUUCCAGUAAUGAAUUGUAACUAGAAUUGUCUCUAUUGUUUUGGUUCGGUUGCUACAAUGUCUGAUUCGGUUCGAAUUGAACUGUGGCCAUCUCUACAUUUAAGCAAUAAUUUUUUGGAUA